Molecule: messenger RNA, 1661 nt
Organism: Impatiens glandulifera
Lineage: Eukaryota; Viridiplantae; Streptophyta; Magnoliopsida; Ericales; Balsaminaceae
Product: aspartic proteinase 36-like
Exons: 10
Coding region: 152-1639 (495 amino acids)
Biological process (GO): proteolysis
Molecular function (GO): aspartic-type endopeptidase activity
Source: RefSeq, a predicted model, not a curated record
UAAACAUCUGCCUCCUCUCCUUGUCCCUCUGUCUCUCUCAAACUCCAUUCUUUGAAAAGAAAUUGCAGAGAAGAGAAAGCAAAACAUUGUCACUUAUCACCAUCUCAAUAAUUCUCCCUUAUUUUCUUCCUGAUAUUGAAACGGAGCCGGAAUGCCAGCAAACAUCAGACCCUUGUUCAAAAUAUUAGCUUUCCUUGCCGCCGUUUUCCCGCCUGCAAACGCCGCCGGAAUCACAGGGACGAUUCUCACUCUAGAGAGAGCUUUUCCGGCGAACCAUAAUGUGGGUCUUGAGAAACUUAUAGCUCGAGACCAAGCAAGACAUGCCCGAAUCUUACAAGGAGUUUCCGGUGGCAUUGUUGAUUUCUCUGUUACUGGAAACUCCGAUCCCAAUCUAGCUGGGCUUUACCUAACAAAAGUUAAACUGGGCUCUCCACCAAGAGAAUUCAACGUACAAAUUGAUACUGGAAGUGAUGUUUUGUGGGUUAAUUGUAACUCUUGCAGUGACUGCCCUAGUUCAACCCAAUUGGGUAUCGAGCUUAACCUCUUUAAUCCUGCCAAUUCAUACACUUCUUCAUUGAUUUCUUGUUCGGAUACAUUAUGUUCUUCAAUGGUUCAUACAACCGCAGCUCAAUGCUUUACUGAGAGUAAUCAAUGUGGGUAUUCUUUUCGCUAUGGAGAUGGAAGUGGAACAUCAGGCUUCUAUUUACAAGAUUUGCUCUAUUUCGAUACAAUUAUGGGAACUUCUUUGAUGGAAAACUCAUCUGCUCCAAUUAUUUUCGGGUGUAGCACAUCUGUUUCGGGGGAUUUAACUAAGGAAGAUCGAGCUAUUGAUGGGAUUUUUGGAUUUGGUCAACAGGAUCUAUCUGUCAUGACACAAUUAUCAUCUCGAGGGAUUACUCCUAGAAUUUUCUCUCAUUGUUUGAGAGGAGAAGGUGAUGGUGGUGGCAUUCUAGUUCUCGGUGAAAUUCUUGACUCAAGGAUUGUGUAUACUCCUCUCGUGCCAUCACAGCCUCACUAUAAUUUGUAUCUCGAAAGCAUAAGCAUCAAUGGUCAACCAUUACCCAUCGAUCAAGCUGUCUUUGAGACAUCAUAUGAUCGAGGAACCAUUGUAGAUUCUGGAACAACAUUGUCAUAUCUUGUGGCAGAGGCGUAUGAUCUCUUUAUAAGUGCAGUAAACGAUGUAAUUUCACAAUAUGCUACGCUGGUUAUCUCGAAAGGAAACCAGUGUUAUAAAUUAUCGGACAGUGGAAUUGACAUGUUUCCUCGAGUUGCUUUCAACUUUGCUGGUGGUGUGUCCAUGGUUUUGACGCCAAAAGACUACCUUCUGAAUUACGGUCCCAUUGAUGGCGUUCCAUCGAUGUGUAUUGGGUUUCAGAAGGCUCAGGGUCAAGAUAUAACGAUUUUAGGAGAUCUUGUGUUGAAAGAUAAGAUCAUUGUCUAUGAUUUGGCUAGACAGCAACUUGGUUGGGCCGAUUAUGACUGCUCUAUGUCGGUUAAUGUCUCGAUAACUUCUGGGAAAGAUGAAUUCGUUAGUGCCGGGGAGCUGACUGUAAACGCUUCUUCGCCAGGAAAGAUCAAAACUUGGAUCAUUUCUUUCAUCAUGCAAGCUAUACUCAUAUUUGCUUCUACUGUUAAAUAAAAAGAGCUAUGAUUUUUAUUAA